Panicum virgatum (switchgrass) is the source of this 612-nucleotide messenger RNA. RefSeq names its product protein NYNRIN-like. The transcript has a single exon. Gene Ontology annotation, biological process: DNA integration. Gene Ontology annotation, molecular function: nucleic acid binding. The record is from RefSeq and is a predicted model, not a curated record. NCBI's taxonomy places the organism in Eukaryota, Viridiplantae, Streptophyta, Magnoliopsida, Poales, Poaceae. Bases 1 to 612 code for a protein of 203 amino acids.
AUGCUGGAGGUUUGUUUCAAGUACUACAGAGGAUGCCAGGACUGUCAGAGGUUUGUGGCAGUGCAUAUGGCUCCAGCAGACUUACUACACCCGAUCGUCAAGCCAUGGCCGUUCAGAGGAUGGGGCAUGGACAUGAUCGGCCAGAUCAACCCUCUGACCAGUAAAGGACAUAAGUGGAAUUUAGCAGCCACAGACUACUUCACCAAGUGGGUUGAGGCCGUUCUGAUGAAGAAUGUCACGGCUAAAGAUGUGGUGAACUUCGUCAAGGAGCUUAUUGUAUACAGAUUUGGUAUUCCUCAGAUGAUUACUACCGAUCAAGGGACGGUUUUCAUGGCAGAGGAAUUCAAGAAGUUUACCAAGGAGAUGGGCAUAACUCUGAUCCAGUCAUCUCCGUACUACACACAAGCCAACGGGCAGGCUGAAGCAUCGAACAAAAGCCUGAUCAAACUAAUCAAGCGCAAGAUCGAUGAGUACCCGAGACAAUGGCACGAGCGUCUAGCGGAGGCAUUGUGGGCGUAUCGGAUGUCUUGCCAUGGGUCCAUCAAGUGCGCGCCGUAUCAGUUGGUCUACGGACAGGAAGCCGUGAUGCCUUGGGAGGUCAACAUCGUGUAA